This is a messenger RNA of Rotaria sordida, 690 nucleotides long. The record is from the annotation of a GenBank genome assembly. NCBI's taxonomy places the organism in Eukaryota, Metazoa, Rotifera, Eurotatoria, Philodinida, Philodinidae.
AUGACAAUUUCUAUUGUUAUACUUCUCUUAUUUACAAGUUUUAAUCAACGAUCGAAAACUGAAAAUAUUCAAGCACCAAUGAAUUCAUUUGAAUUUGAAAGAUUGCAUUUACUUUAUUCAGAUACUCUUCAUUGCCCUUGUAUGCAAAUUUCAAUUCCUUACAGUGCUCUUUUCUCUACAAUUGAAACAGAAUCUUUUCAUCCAAUCUGUUCAAGUAAUUUUGUUUCCUUCAAUUGGAUAAUGUAUCUUGUGACAGCUUAUGAACCACCUGAUUGGAUUACUAAUCAAGAUUUUCGUCAAUGGGAUGCAGCUUAUUUUCGUGCACUUCAAACAUUCUGUUUAGUUGCAAAUGCAACUGUAAAUAACAUUCUGGAGAAUUUUCUAUCUUCAAUUUUAAUCAUCAAUCAAAUCAUAUCGCAAGAUGAAUUCGAUAGACAAAUGAAUGUUACUCUAUAUCAUCUAAAAACAACAUUGCCUAAUAUAUUUAUUCAAGCUUUGAUAUUGAUUCGAAUUACAAGUCAAAGUGAUGGUCUAAUGAAUGUCUUUUCAACUAAUUGGUAUUUUGCUAAGAGUGAAAAUCAAAGUAGUAUGACUAGAUUGGAAAGUCGACCAGUUACCUAUAAUAAUUCGAUAUGUUCAUGUGCUACUUCACGACAAUAUUCUUCGCCAGCUGCACUAUUUCAUCCUUAG